Molecule: messenger RNA, 2457 nt
Organism: Enterobius vermicularis (human pinworm)
Lineage: Eukaryota; Metazoa; Nematoda; Chromadorea; Rhabditida; Oxyuridae
Source: the annotation of a GenBank genome assembly
AUGCAUCACGCGCGGAUGAGUGCCCCAGCGGGUUCAAUUCCGUCGUUAAGAACUCCAAAACUGCCAUGUAAGAUUGUAUACUAUCUGUUUUCAGCAGCUGUUGACGAGCAGCUUUCUCCCCAAGCGAGACGUUUAGAAGUGGUAUCCAAACAAGCAACCAAGGUAACAGCGAUAUCCACGAGGCUGGAAUGGCGAAUAGAUCAGUUUGAAAAGCUUAUGAAACUAUUCAAAAAUAGUUAUAAUUUGAUAUCUAAACAAUUUGGUUGCCCUCAAGCUCCGACUGUUACUUGGGAACUUCAUGUCUAUCCGAAUGGAAAGCGGGAAGAAGAUGUAGGCAAUGUUUCUUUUUUCCUCCGUCAAGUAGGAUUGCAGCGAGGCGAAGAUCCAAUUAUGACCGAAUUUCAAAUUUAUGCUCUAGAUGCUAAUUCUUUGCGCGUUAGCGUUUGUCGAGAUACUAAGGACUUUACAAAUCAGCAAGGUAGAGGGAAGUUCCAGGUAGCACGUGAUAAAAUGAUGGCAGCAUUGAAAGCUGACGGGUCUUUACUUCUCAUUUGUGAAGUUGAGUAUUUUCCACCGGGUUCAAAAAUAAGUGUUGAACAGGCAAUUGAGCCCGAAAUUUCCGAUGAUUUUGAAGAGAAAAGCGAACUUUCUAUUCGGGAAUCGUUAAAGGAGAUGCUAGAUAAUGAACUUCUUAAAGCGCAUAGGUGUAUUCUCGGUCAACAUAGUGAGGUGUUUCGCUCUAUGUUUGCUCAGGAGUCUAUGUUAGAAGCACAAAAAGGAGUUAUUGAUAUUCAAGAUUGCCGAUUCGAACCGGUUCGAGCGAUGGUGGAUUAUAUCUAUACCGGUAGUACGGAAUUAGUGGAAGGGUAUGCGGAAGAUGUAUUAGCUAUUGCUGACAAAUACGCUAUAUUACCUUUAAAGGAGCAGUGCGAGCGGUAUCUUUCCACGACUAUCAACUGUAAAAAUGUUGCGUCUACUGCUGUUUUUGCAGAUACAUAUUCAGCUUCAAUAUUAAAGCAGGCGUGUAUAAGUUUUAUGGUACUGCACCACCGGGACGUUUUACGUACAGCAGAAUGGAAACAAAUGAAGAGAGAACGAUCAGAAUUAGCGAACGAAUUGUUGGAAUCUGUAUUGGCCGGUGAAGGACCAUCAAGUGCUAACGAUUUUUCAUUUAGUAGCAGCGAGGAAAGUCGGACACCGACGAGUAGUAUUGAUCCGGCUCGACCACAAAUGCGAAAGCGAAAAUGGAAAGUAUUUUGCAUGACUUUCAAUGUCAAUGGAAAAAGGGCAGCUACAGAACCAGUUGAAGGUCUGUUAAAUGAUGAAGGCUUUGCAGUGGCGGAUAUUGUAGUCAUCGGAUUACAGGAGGUUGCUCAUUCUGAAUUAUUUGGGAACUUUCUUUAUGACAUAUCGUGGACUUCUGUGAUUUGCUCGUGGAUGUAUGCCAAUAAUAAAGUACUAUUGUACAAAACAUCUUUGGCAACCAAUCUACUUCUGGUGUUUGUUCGGGAAGAGGUUCUUAUGGCUGUGGAAAAAGUUGAUGCUCGUUUUUCUAAAGCGACGUUGAAUGGUCUAACUGGACACAAAGGGAGUAUCUCAAUUAGGACGAAGCUUAAGUUGCAGAGUGGUGAUGCCAUUGUUUUUAUUUCCUCACACUUGGUCCCCCAUGCUGAAGGCUAUAAGAAGCGCUGUUUACAGUUUGAAAACAGUAGAAUCUGUACUUUUGAAGACGAGCAGUCAGCCUCAACUUCGUACUCUACAAUAUGGCUGGGGGAUAUGAAUUGGAGGAUAGAUUCUUUAAGUCCUUUGGAGAUGGAGGGGAAGCUGAAGGAAAUAGUGGAUAGUACUAGUACAGAAACGUUCGUUGAAUCAUUUGAUCAGUUAAGAAGGGCUAAAAAAAACAAAGAAGCUUUCACCGAAUUUGCUGAGCCACCAGUCUUUUUCAACCCUACAUACCGUUUAAUGGUCGGGACUGGAGACUAUGAUUUAUUAAGGGUGCCCUCAUGGUGCGACCGAAUACUUUCUAAGGGAUGCUCCUUGCUUUGUGAAGCAUAUAGAUCGAAUGAAAAUGUGACUUUGUCCGACCAUUUCCCUGUUGUUGCAAUAUACUCGUAUGCCCCUUCGGUCAGUUGUUUUGAGUGGGAUGUUUCUUUUGAAGAGGUUCCGAAAUGGUCUAGCUUUGUGCCAAUGAUUUGUCGUUUUUCAAUAUUUGAUAAUUUUUGGUAUCGCGAAGGAGCUUAUCGAGAUUGGGUAGGUGUCUAUCUAGACAAAAUAAUGGAUCCACUGUAUCCAAAACACUGGGUUUAUUGCUUUUCUUGUUACAAAAUGAAUGAUGCAGAUAAUUCUCCUUUUGUCGCCGAAUUUCCUUGUCUGUCACCCGGAAGAUAUCGAUUUGGGUACUACAGUGUCAAGCGAAACGCUCUUCAAGGCAUCUCUUCUCCAUUUGUUGUUGUCUAG